Molecule: messenger RNA, 3263 nt
Organism: Gallus gallus (chicken)
Lineage: Eukaryota; Metazoa; Chordata; Aves; Galliformes; Phasianidae
Gene: PLA2G12A
Product: phospholipase A2 group XIIA
Exons: 4
Coding region: 20-601 (193 amino acids)
Biological process (GO): lipid catabolic process; phospholipid metabolic process; arachidonate secretion
Cellular component (GO): extracellular region
Molecular function (GO): calcium ion binding; A2-type glycerophospholipase activity
Source: RefSeq, marked validated
GGGGCGCGGCUCCUCGGGCAUGGCCCGCGCCCUGCUGCUGCUGCCGCUGCUGAUGGCGGGUGCCUGGGUGGGCCCGCGGUCGCCGGCGGCCCGGAGCCAGGAGGCGCCGCAGACCCCAGACUGGAGGAUGACGCUGAAAACUAUCCGGAACGGCGUGCACAAGAUCGACGUUUACCUCAACGCGGCGCUCGACCUCCUGGGCGGCGAGGACGGCCUCUGCCAGUACAAAUGCAGCGACGGAUCAAAGCCCUUUCCUCGCUAUGGAUAUAAGCCUUCGCCACCAAGUGGUUGCGGAUCGCCUCUAUUUGGAGUUCAUUUUGACGUUGGUAUCCCUCUGAUGACAAAGUGCUGCAAUCACCAUGAUAGAUGUUAUGAUACUUGUGGCAAUAAAAAAAACGACUGUGAUGAGCAGUUUCAGUCCUGCCUCUCCAAAAUCUGCAGAGAUGUGCAGAAAACACUUGGAAUAUCAGAGAAUGUACAGGCUUGUGAAUCAAUUGUUCAGCUGUUGUUUGAUGCAGUUAUACACUUAGGAUGUAAGCCGUACCUUGACAGCCAGAGAGCUUCAUGUAUGUGUCGCUAUGAGGAUAAGACGGAUCUCUGAAAGGCAUGCAUGUCCUGCAGUUUGGAAUGAAGUAAAACAACUGGAAUGAAGCAAAUGUUUUACACUUCUCAGGCCUGACACAAAUGCUCUUUUUUUUUAAAAAAAAAAAAAAAGAGACUAUCACGAAGUCAUCCAUAAAGGAGAAGGACCAAUGCAUGAAGGGCAGGUGCAUGAAGGCCAGCUUCAGCCCCAUCACCCAGGAGAUCUCGAUGAAGAGACUUAACCAAAGACCAGGUCAGAGUCAACAGCCAGAUGGAAGUCACCACUGUAUUCCAGGUCCACCUUGAAGUUCAGCUCUUUGGGGCACCUCUCCUCCUUGCAGACCACCAGCCAGAUGAGUCUGAUGGCUUUGAAGAUGGGCAGGAUAUUGCCCAGAUAUAUGUCCCUGAAGCUGAGCUUCUCCAGCACCUUCCCUGUCAAUUUGGUCUGGAGCAGCUUCUCAAACUCCACCUUAAUCUUAUUCAUCACCCAGUUCCUGACUAGGGCCAUGUCCCUGAGCUCCCUAAAGAGAAAGAGGAAGAUGGCAUUGAGGAGGUGGCAUAUCUUGUUGCUGGAGGUGGGAUCUGGAGGGGGUUCUGGCUGCUCUGGUAGCAUAGCGCUGGGCUCCAGCACUGAUGCUGGGACUGACUCUGGGGCUGCCUAGCUGCCUGGUGUAUACGAGGCCAUCUUCAGCUCUGGCCACUCUGGGAGGCUCCAGCAUUUUCCUGUAGAGGAAGCAGGAGCAUGAGGAAGCAGCUGGCCAGCACCAAGAACAAGAUGUCAUACACCAGCAGCAUUGUUGCCUCGAGUGCACCAACCCUCACGGCAUAACCUUGAGAGGUGCCCCUGCUUGAGGGGAGAUCCUGUUCCUGCAGCCCAGUGCCAUGCAGGCAAGCUUGAGAAGCUGUUUGUAAUGCUCACCAGUUGUGGGGUAAGAUGAAUGACUUACAGUCAUACUUUGUUUUUAGGUGCAUGCUCAGUUGGCACUCAGCUGCUGAACCAGGUGUCUUCUAUCCAUUCUUUCAGCCUCCCAGUUUGAGACAGAUUUGUGGUUGUUAAGCUGUCUUAGUGUUACCAGUACUGUUGCUCAUUGUCUUCCUUUGCAAGGCCUUAUGUACAAGGCCUUAUGUACAAGGCCAGGCUGAAGGAGGAGGUUGAGAGAAAGAAAGAAGAGGUGGUGGGAGCACACUAUCACAUGAGUACCGUCCCUGCGGUGGGAGUAGGGAGACUGGAGGUUUUCAGGAAAUAUGUAGAUGCAGCACUUAGGGACAUGGUUAUGUGAGCAAGGUGGUGGUGGGUUGAUGGUUGGACUAGAAGAUCUUGGACGUCUUUUCCAAUCUUAAUGACUUAUAUUAAAUAUUGACAUGAAUGUAUUGGUUUGAAAGUCACUACGCUAUUCUUCGUGUUUAAAAAAUAGAAAAAAAAGUGUUAAGUCUUCCUUAUCUUCUCCUUUACGCUACAAGCUUGGAAACUGAAAUUAGACUCCUUUGGUGUAUGUACAUUCGGGGUAUGCUAUUGUAAAACACAAGUGCUUUUUCAAUUAAAAAUAAAUAAGGAAGCUGCAUAGUAGUGAAGUCAGAGGUGCAGAAGAGCUGAAUCUCAGAUUAUUUUUAAUAUAGGCCAAGUGUUAGGUUUACAAGCAGCUGAGGUAUCUGAAAGAUAACAAUAGGAAAGAGAGUUCUGAAGAGUUAAAAUGGUACCUUGAAUAGCCCUUCACUUUGAAUAGGUACCUUCAGAUCUCUCUGAUUGUACUCUGUCCUGUGGGUUUGUUUUAAAACAAAACAAAAAGCCCUAAGCAAGGUAUAUAUCUGCACUACAUAUUUCUACCUGAUCCAGUAAUGAACUUACUCCCUCAGCACUCUUCAGAUCACUAUGUUUAUACUUUUAAGGAUCAACUCCUAAAGUGAACAGGUUGUGACCUCAGGAUAUACUUUUGAUUUGACAAAAUGCUGGAAUGUGGUCAUAAUGUUACAUUAAGUUUAGAAAGGAUUGAAGUGUUUAUUUUUCAAAUAAAACAUUGCAUUGUGUAUUAUAUGUGUAGAAAGGAUAUAUUAUUCAAAGAGGUUGAUUUAUAUUUGUCUCAGGGCACAACUUAGUUACUGUAUUCAUCUUUGCUUUCAUUUAGUCCAUUCUGAUUGAAAACUAGAAGAAGAUUCUGCAGAUAGGGUCAGCAUGCCCAACAAACCUUUUUAUUUAAAAUGCCCUCUGUGAUGCUGACAGAACUUUGAGUCUUUACUUCUGUCACCUUUUCCCAUGACCUCUGUGAGGCUGACAGACAUCUGAGCCUUUAUUUCUGUCAUCUCUUCCAUGACUGCUCCAGCUGAAAUCAUCUGAUGUCUGAAUUAUUUGGGGUUUGCCUUCUGUACUGAUCUUCUGUUGCUCAUCUCCAGUUGUCAGACCUCAGUUAACUUCUGCAUUCAGUCCUGUCCUGCUGUCCUGAUUUGCCUUAGAAAUUCACAGAAUACAGCUGAAAAUCAAAAUAUUGCAUCCAUGAACAGGGAGAAUAAGCUAUGCCUAAAGUUCACUUAACUCACGGAUUGCAAUGUGAUUUCUUUUCUGGAAGUAUUUUUAUAUGUUUUUGCUUUACUACUUUUUUGUGGUAUUUUUGUUUUGUUUUUCACUGAAGCUUAUGGUACGUGACACAAUAUAAGUGUCUCCUAAAAUAAAAUUCCUGCCAAAGUUC